AUUCUACCCCUUUCUUUCCUAUCACUCAAAUCCUGGUGAUUCUAGGGCUUUUAUCGCUUGUAACUACGUUGUACCGUCCGUCUUGAAUCCUUGUGCAGGCUGUUUCCAAUUUUGCCCAAUUUCCCGCUGCCUCCCUGUGUUUUUGUGUGUGUUUGUAUUUAUAAGCACCUUCAACCUACCUGCCUUUUAGUUUAUUCCAAAAAGCGUGUGUAUCAUCUUUAUUAAGGUGUUAUUAACUUCCUAUCGUCUUGUUCCAUCGUCUUCAAGUGCACCCACGUACUUUUCCUGCUCUGGUUCGUACUGAUUUUGCUGUUGUUCGAUCUGGCGCUUAGUGAGAUCAAUACAUUUUAUCCGCAAAACGGCUUAAUAAAAUAUGUAUCAGCAACCAAACCAUUCAUACGCCUCUGCCGAGUCGUUGAGAAGAUUGUCGUCCAACAACCCGUUCAGAGGUAUCCCUGACUCGGCCUCAAAUCGUGUUAGCUCCACCUCGUCCGGUGGAUCUCUGAACAUAGUGCGGUCACCGCCUUCUCGCAGCUUCGAGCUGUGGGUUGAGAAAAACAAAAAGUUGAUAGAAGAAGACGACUCCAUCGAUGAUGACCACUAUAACAACUACCUUUUGUUGGAUAGUCACGUGUCAGGUCUGUCCACUCGUAAUUCGAGUGCUCAGUCAGAUCUCGCACCUCCUCAAAAGCCUCGUCCCACCAGAACCAACUCCGAUCCCAGUGUCAAGAUGUCUUCAAACAAUCCCUUCGCCAGUGCGUUGAAUGGCGGUUAUGUCCAUUAUAGAGAUGCUCCUCCCCCACCUCCUGGUGGUACCCAACGUCUGAAUUCUGAUGAUUCUCCUUCCAGACCUCCCAAGUCCACUGUUCCUCCACCCCCUUCUUAUGAAGAGGUUGCUGGCCCCGAAGGCACCAGGAGGGAAUACCCACGAGAGAAGGUUCCAACCUCCAGCUCCAGAUCCUCAAGACCUCACAGGAGUCAUAGUGACAGUUCUCAACACCACAGGAGCCACCGGUCUAAAGAAGGAAGCGGCAGAGAAAGGAGUGAAAGAAGUGAAAGACAUCAUAGUUCCAGUAGGCAUCAUACGAAGUCUUCUUCUAAGAGGUCCCCUUCCAAGAAGUCACCAUCCAAGAAGACGGUGGAGCCUGUUAAAAGUAAGAACCUAGACACCAUUGAUAAAUUGGAUGUGACAGGGUUCUUCGGAGGUGGGUUCCAUCACGAUGGUCCAUUUGAUGCAUGUACUCCUCACCGUAAUAAGGAUGGUAAGUUGGCCCCAGUUAUGGCGUUCCCUGUUGAUGGCCCAAACAGCUCUAUUAGAGGAGGUACCAAGUUUGAUCCAAACCAACAACUCGACUUGGCGUUCGGUAAUUAUACCGACCAAAAUGAGAUUGUCGGUUCCAAAUUCGUCAACAAAGAUGAUCAACCAUAUAUUAAGACGAACAAGCAAAGUCACGAUAUAACUACCACCUUAUAUACCCCAAAACAGACCCCCUCGGUGAUCAACUUUGACGCCAAUAUCAAGAGUGAGCCUAUCCAUGGCACACCCACUGCCGGGUUAGGGUCCACCACCUUUGUGGAUGGCGCCCCGGCACCUAAAAAUGAUGAGUUUCUUAACGUAAAUAACGGAGGAUUGGGUAGAAAGAAGUCUUUGGUACAAAGAUUAAGAAAAAAUAGUGGUUCCGAUUACCCCAAAAAUAGGUCAAAUGAUGAGUUAAACAUAACGCAUUCUUUCGAUUCUUCUGAAGGUGCAGGAAAUUCUUUAAUGAGAAGAGUUAAAAGUUUGAAGGUAGGAAGGAGAGAAAGAUGAAGUGUUGAAGUGCUAUGAUUUAGUGUACUAUAAUAUAAAAAUUGUGUU
Molecule: messenger RNA, 1855 nt
Organism: Yamadazyma tenuis ATCC 10573
Lineage: Eukaryota; Fungi; Ascomycota; Pichiomycetes; Serinales; Debaryomycetaceae
Biological process (GO): superoxide metabolic process
Cellular component (GO): cytoplasm
Molecular function (GO): superoxide dismutase activity; metal ion binding
Source: RefSeq, a predicted model, not a curated record